AGUGGUUCCGCCACCCACGACGGACUACUCGUGACUUGGGGUGACGAGGAGAGACGUGCGGACUUGGGACGAGAAGGAACUAGGAAAUGGGGAAUAUUGCGUGGGCGUGAGGUGUACGGAAAGGGGAGAAGAAAGAGAGAAGAUUGGUGGAAAGUAAGGAGAAUGGUGGUUGAGUGGAAGAAAGGAAUGGAAGUGGCGAGAAACAGAUUGACGUGGGGCAAAAGUUGGGUUUCGGACGGGGCGUGUUCAACAAGCAUUCGGACUUCGGGCCAGUGGCGUGUUCAGCAAGAAAGUCGCGAUUGCGUGUGCGACUCGGCAUGACACGAAGCGCGCGAGUUACUCGCAGCGCACACGGCAGUUACGAACCGCGUUUGUUCUUUCUUGUUUGCCUAUAAAUCAGUAUACUCUUGUGUGCUUUGUAUCUCAUUGGAACUAGUGGAAUGCUUGUAUGUAUUGACAACUUGCAACCACUUUGAGAUCAGAUUAUGAGGCAAGGCCCUUGAGGCUAUUUGCACAAGUAUUUCUAAAUACUUUUCGCUGCGCCGGAGGCGAUAGUCGCCUAGACCGAUCCCUCCUUUUCAUCCUCCCGUCCUAUCUCUCCCCCCCGACCGCUCCUUCCUUUGAACCCACCCACGGCAUCGCAGAGACGUGGGGAAAGGCGAGCGGGAUGACGUGGGGAAAGGCGAGCAGGUUGACGAGGGGAAAGGCGAGCGGGUUGACAAGGGGAAAAGGGGAGCGUGUUGACGAGGGGAAAGGCGAGCGGGUAGAUGAAGGGAAAGGCGAGCGGGUUGACGAGGGGAAAGGCGAGCGGGAAACAACAUGGGGAAAGGCGAGCGGGUUGACGAGGGAAAAGGCGAGUGGGAAACAACGUGGGGAAAGGCGAGCGGGAUGAUGAGGGGAAAGGCGAGCGGGAUGACGAGGGGGAAGGCGAGUGGGUUGACGAGGGGAAAGACGAGGCGGAGCUUGGUGUGGAUUAGGCACGACGUAAUAGCUAAACCCAAGGCGCUGGUGGUAUGUGCGGGGAAAUGACGAGGCGGGAUCAGGGGGGAAACGCUGUGGCGAUAAAAUUGGAGAGGAGCUGGCGUGGCGGGAUGGGAGCGCGGCUGGUUGCCCGUGAUUUCUAGUAUAGAAACUCCCAAUGGAUUUAGAACUCGAUCGUUGGAGGGGAAGGUGAGCGACGGUUUGGUGGGUGGUUUGUCGCAGAGGGGGUGUGUGGGUGGUUACGCCAAUCAGAGGCGAACUGUUGGGAUAUUGAAGUGUCGCCCGGAAAAACGGGUAACCCUUCAGACGGAAAUUGGAAGUCAAGAACUUAAAGCCCGACCGGCAGGUUGCAAGCCCUCUUUUCUCAAGAUGCUGCACCUUGAGGCCCUCGUAACCGAGCAGCUGGCAUCAAACUGCCAAAUGCUCGCGAAGGAUAACUACUAGGCAGAGCUGGGGGCCUCUCGGAACCUGGCAGUGCAAACCUGCCGAGUUCUUUUGAGGGAAAAGAUGGGAGGGGCUGGGUGGAGGGUAGAAACUUGAAUUUGUAUUUUGCAGUGUGAGUGGGAAUCACGAAACAAAAAUGGGAUUCGUAUUCUUUGGAUCUCACUGUACCCACUGUAUAUGCGUCAAACAAUAUUCGGUUUGGUUUUCCGAAACCGGUCAGGUAAAAGGGCUGGUUGUGAUCGAAACAGCCAACCAGUUCUCGUCCUGCAAACUUGGCAGAGGUGGCGAGGUGGCUCUAUGCCAGAUCGUGGGCUGCAAAACUGGCAGCCCUGCCAAGUUGCCGGCCCUGCAAGCUCGCGCGAAACAGACGUUGACUCUGCGAAGCCCAGUCUUCGCCAGCUAUUUCGUUUCCAUAAUAUUUCGUCGUCCAAUCAGGUUCUGCCGCCGCACUACCUAAACAGUACAAAUAUGCAACCUGCCGGGCGGGCUUUAAGACUUGACUUUCGGGCGUUUUGAGAUCCUCGCCUUAAGAUAGUAUUACAUGGCGGCAUGAGAAAUUGCAACAAUUCAAGGCAGCAACUAGGAUGGUGGACUGCUAAAUCUAGACACCAGACUCUUACAGCAUAGUACACAUCAGUCGUCGUUUAAAAUGGUGGCCGAAAUUGGGUGACCUUUUAGUGGAAGCAAGCUAUCUCAGCAA
Closterium sp. NIES-67 is the source of this 2125-nucleotide messenger RNA. NCBI's taxonomy places the organism in Eukaryota, Viridiplantae, Streptophyta, Zygnematophyceae, Desmidiales, Closteriaceae. The record is from the annotation of a GenBank genome assembly.